CACAAUGAUUGCGAAGAUGGUACGUUUUAGCAUUGUAGGAGUGAUAAUAUCCACCUGUGUGCAGCUCGGCCUCUCAGUGAAGAAAGAAAGUAGGCCUAUGCACUUUCAAGUUGCUGAAGAUCGACAAAAACGCUUUUCUUUCCCGGGAUGGAGCCAGGAUACCAGCAAGACGGGUUUGACGGAAGAGGAGAAAAUCGCCAUUCUUCGUAGACACAAUUACCACAGGAGUAGACCAACGCCUUCAGCCUCAAAUAUGAUCUUUUUGAUUUGGGAUGAUCACCUAGCAUCAGUGGCACAAGGAUGGUCAACCAGAUGUGACUUCGACCAUAAUUACAGUAAUGAUUACGGGGAGAAUCUGUCUGCUCAAAGCAGUUAUUACAACGUAACACUCGCAAUCGACGCCUGGGUACAGGAAGGCGAAAGCUAUGAAUAUGACACUAAUCGGUGCACCACAUCGACAUGUGCACAUUAUCACCAGACUUUACUCGACGAGUCACGGAAAAUUGGAUGUGGCAUGACAUUUUGUCGUUCUAUGACAACAGUUAGCAUGUCAAAUGGUUAUUUCCUUGUCUGCAACUAUUCCCCGGCCACGAAUAAGGGUAGCUCUCGGCCCUAUGUGAGUGGUACCCCGUGUUCCAAUUGCCCCUCCGCUUACCCGACGUGUGAGAAUAACCUUUGCCGUAGCCACCCAUUUUGCAGAGGUAUCGAAUGUAAUAAUGGAGGUCAGCUUAUGAGUGAUUUAUGUCUGUGUGACUGUACAAACACGGGAUACGACGACGCUACGUGUGGAACUCCCCCAGUAAAUCCGGAUAAUUCUGGAUAUCAAAACUCUACGGAAAACAAUUCAAGAAACGAUAGUUGGAAACUCAGUGGCAGUUUCGGCAUAUGGUCGGUUCUGUUUGCGAUCAUUGCGCAUGCGGUUUGGGAAGGACUGAUCAUAGAGAGGUCAUAACUUCGUUGAUGACAAGCUCAUAUACUAUCUCACGUAUCCAAGAAGCUCUAAACAGGCAUGCAUUAAAAGGUAAAAUAGAACCAUCCCAGAACCAGAAGAGACAACGUUUGAGAGGGCGAUUUAGACAUUGACAUGACCAUCUCACCAACGCCACCGCCCCCUUCCUCCCAUAAAAGGUUCCUCUGAAAUCACGUGAAGAUGUCCAUUACUUUCAAAUUUGUAUUGCGAGUUCUAUUGGUCAGAUCUGAAAGGAAAGAUUAAACGUAUUUAUAAAUUG
Liolophura sinensis is the source of this 1229-nucleotide messenger RNA. Its product is annotated as peptidase inhibitor 16-like. The coding region runs from base 5 to 952 and encodes 315 amino acids. Lineage: Eukaryota; Metazoa; Mollusca; Polyplacophora; Chitonida; Chitonidae. The record is from RefSeq and is a predicted model, not a curated record. The transcript is spliced from 7 exons.